CUAUCACCACCACCACCACCACCGGCGAAACAGGUCAGUGGUUCACUAAGCCACGGCGCCAGGAAGAAAUCAGUACUAGAUGAAAAAGCUCGAAUCUUGAGACGAUUUAAGCUAAAAUUAUGGCAAUUGCUUUUGCUCGUGGGUUUCGGAAAGCUUCAUCUCUACUUAAAUCUUCAUAUCCACUUCUCAUUUCUUCCAGGUUGCUUCCGCAAAGCCAAGAGCUUUCUUAUUCAACAUUAAUAUUCAUUUUACCAACAACGAUCUCAAGGCCUAUAUGUAGAAGUUUCAGUCAGGGUACUGUGAAUCUAGUGAUAUCAGAAGGGAAACCAAAGUUUGAAACUCGGGAACUUGAUCCUCCCAAGAAGUAUAAGUGGUUGACGAAAAAGCGGCUGAAGCUGAAAAGGAAGAAAGAAAGAGAGGAAAGGAAUGCAGCUAACAGGAAAGACCCUCGGCGACUUACUGUCAAAGGGAAGAAGAAGAAGUUUGCUAACCCGGAGGAAAGAAUAACGUACAAGCUUGAAAAGGCAAAGAUCAAAGAAGCGUUGCUGGUUGAGAAACUGAAACGGUAUGAAGUUGCGAAAGUGCAGGGGCCUGAGGUUCGACCCCAUGAGAUUACCGGGGAAGAACGGUUCUACUUGAAGAAAAUGGGUCAGAAAAGGUCUAAUUAUGUACCAAUUGGGAGAAGAGGAGUAUUUGGGGGUGUUAUACUAAACAUGCAUCUGCAUUGGAAAAAACACGAAACUGUUAAGGUUAUCUGCAAUAAUAGUAAGCCAGGACAAGUGCAGCAAUAUGCAGAGGAGCUUGCCAAACUUAGUGGUGGUGUGCCUGUUAACAUAAUUGGCGAUGAUACAAUCAUAUUUUAUAGAGGGAAGGGUUAUGUGCAGCCACAAAUUAUGUCUCCAAUCGAUACAUUAUCAAAGAAAAGGGCAUAUGAAAGAUCAAAGUACGAACAAUCUCUUGAAUCGGUGAGACACUUCAUAGCAAUUGCAGAGAAGGAACUUGAACUAUACUACAGGCAUGUUGCUCUUUACGAUGACCCGAAUAACAGAAACCCUCUUUCUAUCUUGGAUGAUUAUCCAUCGGAAUCACGUAACCAUCAUCAUAAUGAGCUUUAUCUUAGUUGUUCGGACACUGAUGCUAAUUCCGAAGAUGAAGAUGAAGAGCUCUGUAAAUUAGAUAAUGGUUCUUCUUCUUCUCCUCCUUCAAAGGAAAAGUUGUCGGAACUUGAAAACUAGACACAAAUUGGAUAUA
Molecule: messenger RNA, 1251 nt
Organism: Capsella rubella
Lineage: Eukaryota; Viridiplantae; Streptophyta; Magnoliopsida; Brassicales; Brassicaceae
Exons: 5
Coding region: 120-1235 (371 amino acids)
Molecular function (GO): RNA binding
Source: RefSeq, a predicted model, not a curated record